CUACCAGCUCUUUCACCACAAAAAAUCUUGCUACCUGUCCAUCGCAGAAAUGUCACAUAUCAAUCAUAAUUUAAUGGCUUGACCCGAAUAACUCGAACAAAGAACGAUGUUCUACAACGCCCUCAUCCGAACCCACCAUAUCACCUCCCGCAAAAAGGUGUCUGCGCUGAAACGCGCAGCCGAUAUACACAAUUGCUUCGUGCUUCUACGCUCCGGUGGUUGUCCAGGGAUAAUGUAUGUCGAGGCGAGAGACCAAAUCGCUGUUGAGUCUUGGGUGACUGUCGUUCGAAAACUUCGGUACAAGGAUUUUCAACUAGCCACGCGACCAGGACCCCUCCACGACGAGAAUCAGACAAACCUUCGUGAUCAGAAGCAGUCACACCACCAGACAAAAAUGAGGGAUAUAAGAGCCGGUGUAUCUGAGGUAGAAACCGUCAAGGAGUUUGGGAGUUUAAUGGAACAACGAGGUGUCUGGAAAUGGUGGAGAAAGGGGAUGGGAUACGUUGGUUGAUUUUGCGAUCGCUGCAAGCGCAUACUCCACUCAUGGACUGGGCUCUCCUGAUGGCUACCUAUUCCCUUGGAUAUCAUUCAGCCUGGCACUCUGCAAGAUCUGAGACCCUGGACUCGCGGUUCUGAAACCAGCAUACUAGUCAUCACAAUUAGAUGC
Molecule: messenger RNA, 667 nt
Organism: Aspergillus neoniger CBS 115656
Lineage: Eukaryota; Fungi; Ascomycota; Eurotiomycetes; Eurotiales; Aspergillaceae
Exons: 1
Coding region: 107-511 (134 amino acids)
Source: RefSeq, a predicted model, not a curated record